AUGUAUCCACUUGAUAACCUCAACAUGAGUAUUGAUCGAGUUUACCAACGUAUUUUGGAGGAACUAAGAGCAGACAGAAGAAUAAAUGAUAUUUCCAGUGAUCUGCUAACUCUCACAGACAAUGUCCAACGAGUAUUCUAUGUGUAUGAUAUCUUAACAAAAUACAAGGUCAUUCCACUUAUACUCAAAGAAGACAAAUGUGAAUUUUCGUCUGGCUAUUACCGUAACCUUGGCAACGGUAUGUAUCAACGAGCCGACCUAUUCUCAGCAUGGCAAUACUAUAACUUGGCAUUAAUGUAUGCACCUCUAACAUCUACAACAUACAGUUUAGCCAUAGCUAACCGAUCAGCAGUACUUGCUGCUAUGAAGGAAUAUGAGGCUUGCAUAGAAGAUAUUAACAUGGUCUUCACUCUCAGAUACCCUCCUACAAUUAGGGAUAAACUAUUGAAAAGAAUGAAACAGUGCGAAGAAGGUAUAAAGGAAAGGGAACCACCCGAAGUAUGUGAGGAGGACGAAGCUCUUGCAGAAGAGGUAUUGACAUUAAAAGCUCAGGAUAAGCAUGAGAAAUAUUUAGAUGCUAGCAAGAAACUAAAAGUGGUGUAUACUUCAGACAUGGGUAGACAUGUAGUUGCAGCGGAGGAUAUAGAUGUUGGUGAAGUUAUUGUUCAAGAGGAUCCAUAUGUGAGGGUGUUGUUGAAGUCACAGUGUACUAUCUGCUGUGCUCAUUGUUUCUCCAGGAAAUUUAAUCUAUACCCGUGUCCAUAUUGCUGUGUGACCCUGUACUGCAGCAGAGCAUGUGUCACCGAGGCCUGGGACCAGUAUCAUUCCUAUGAAUGUGCACUAAUUGCAAGCCUGCUCAAGGGAAAAUUCACUAAAUUAGAAUUGCUUGCUUUGAGGAUCACCAUAAGAGCUAGAACUGAGCAUGAGACCUGGAAUCAAGUGUUCACUUCCAUUGCAGCUGCAAGCGCAAAGACUAAACGUGAAAAUAAGGGAUGUAAGCGUGUAGGAGACAAAUGGGUAUACUCCUCAAAAUAUUAUUCAGCAAUUCACACACUCUCUACAAAUAUUGAGAAAAGAGAUGUAUCUGAUAUUUUCCAAAAGGCUGUCAGUGCUGCAAUACUUAUGCACUAUUUAGCUGUGGCUAAUUUUGUGAAAACUGAUGAUCUAGUUUUAAGAGAAAGAAUUAAGUGCUUCACUGCUGAUUCUUUGAUGCGGCACCUCAUGACUGCUCCAACAAAUAUGCAUGGCAUUACUACUAAUGUUGAAAAUGAAGAUGGCAACUAUGUAGAUGAAUAUAACAUAGGAUGUGGAGCAUAUGCAUUCCUGAGUCUGCUGAAUCAUUCAUGUGCACCAAAUGUGGUGAGGUACACUAAGCUGGGGACUGCACAAACAAGUUUAAUUGCAAUUCGUCCUAUUUUAAAAGGAAUGCAAGUUUUCGAUAAUUACGGGUACUUCGAGGUGGUGCGCGAUAAGGCGAAGGUGGCGUCCAAGCUGAUCAGCAAGUGCGAGGCGAGCGAAGGGGGCGUCAGCGCCGCGCUGGCGGCUUGCGGACGCUCCAAUAUAAAAGCGCAUCAUGCAGUACAUACCAAGGAGGAACGGCAAGCCAUUCUCAAGUCUCAGUACAAGUUCACCUGCAUCUGCGAGGCUUGCACCGAAGACUGGCCACUGUACCAGGGCUUGGAUGUCCUGAAAGAUCUACCCGAUGGCAUCAUAAGUAAGAGAGAUGAGUUUUUAAAUGGUAAUGUAAUUGAGGCUCUGCAGAAAGCUGAGAAGGAUCGAGCGCUGAAAUUGUAUCAGCCGCUGUGUGAGUUAGCUACGGCUUUAGAGCCUUAUAUGCCGUGCAAGGAGGCGGCUGAAUGUCAGGAGGCACUCAAGCAAUGUCUGGCCAUCUUGACAGGAGUUGUUCAUCAUGGGUUAAGCAACUUCAUUCAGUGGGAGUUGCCCUGCCCCAGAACUUCUCCAUCGGCUACCUCUCGCUUCUACACCGGUCAAGGCGCACAAUACCUUGCCUAAUUUUUUUUGUUUACCUCGUUAUAAUUUUGAUAAAACGUUAUGGCUUAGCGUUAGUUGGUUUCUAAGCUAUGCGAUUUGAGUAUUUCUUUAGGGUUUUUGAAGUUUUAUUUACUGUUUCGGUGAGAUUUGUAUUUGAUACUACAUUUUUGUGGCUGCUUUUGCUUCUUGUUUUUUUUUUUCAAUUUGCACAAAUAAGUAUUACAAAAAAAUACUUUAUGUAUGUACCUAUUUUCGUAUCUACAUAAUAGUUACUAUACCUACCUAUAUUCUACUAUUUCUAUUAGUAGGUAAACCUAUAUUUGACUUAGACACAUGUUUCUAGUCCACAUUAGUAUUUUAGAAUAAGUUAAGAAUGUACGUUUUGAGUACUUUUGAGUAUAUUUAUUUGAACCAUGAAAGAAAUUGAUGAAACUAUUUAACAAGGUUCUUGACUGGUAAAAAAGAUAUCUAUGUAUAACAAAAAAUACAUCUGGAUGAAAAUUAUUUUAAAAUCUCCAGUUAAAAGUUAUUUAGCAUUAUUUACAUUAAUUUAAAUUUAUAUAGUGUUAAUUAUUGUUAUGUGCUGACUGCAUUCGCGAUCUCAACUGCCAAAGCUGCUGCAAAUGUUAAAUUAACUUAAAAAGAAAAAAUAGUAACAUUUUGAAUUCAGUUUUUUUUAUAAUUUUUCGUUAUACAUAACUGACAGAUGGGAAUGAAUUUAAAUUUCAUUAAGAAUAGAGUACAAUAAAAACCUAUCAUAAAGUUGGUAGUUCCAAAACUACAAAGAGACUUUUUUAUGUAAUGGUAUGGAAGAUUUUGCAACAAUAAAUCAGUAAAAUAAAUGACAUAGACCAUCCUACACGGCGGCCAUUUUGGAAAAUCGAUUGCAACGCCAUCUGUUGUCAGUUGAGUUCACGAAUGAAAUUGGAUCUUAUAAAGAUGAAGUACAGUCCACCAAUUUAGUUAGAAGUUAUAUUCGUUUAUGUUUUCAAUUAGAUUUUAUGCAAAUUAUAAUUAUUUCUAAGUAGAGUACCUAUUUUGAGCUAAGUUUAUCGACAUGACUAUCUUAUAGUGGUAGUUUGUAGCCUGUUUUAGGUUAAGAUAAGUAGCUGUUCGAUUUUUUGACAUUACUUACCGUAGAUAACCUUCUCGAAGAAUAAUAAUAUGUAGUAUUUGAAUCUGUUCGAUAAAAAGUAAUAGUCUGAGUAGGUACAUAUCUGAUCAAUAUAUACUCUUUCGUACAUACUCUUUCGAAUGAUAUAAUCACAGAUGUCGUUUGACUUUCGCAUCAGAUAUAAAAUACUUUAUUCUACUUACCACAACGACGUAAAAAUAGUUUGUGAAUGAUUAUUGUCAUUUAAUUAUCUCUAGUAGUAUAGCAUUUUCUAAGAAUGUACUAACGUUUGGAUGUCUUAUUAUUGGCAUCUGAAAAAUUGACUUUAAGCUUUUGGCACUAAAGUCUCUUUUAAAGUGAAAUUAUUGGUAUUAUGUAUUCAGUCGUAAGAACUUUGUAUAGUUGUUUUCUCACUAAAGCGAGUGAGGCUUACUUGUGUGUGUGUCAAUGUACAUGCACAUUGUCUUUGUAUGAGCGCUCAGGGGCCCGAUUCUCCUAAGUUAAUAAUUUCAAAAUUGAAUAGAAAUCGAAUCGCAAUAUGAUCGCAAUAGCAGUUUUAACCAUAUCGGGCAUUCUGCUUCUAAUAUAAGACCAAUCGUAUUCCAACGACAUUCGAUUGGUUUGCUAUUGGUCUGCUAUUUUGGUGAUUUUAGUCUAUACGGUAGUUUGCUCUACAAUCAUAUUGCAAUCGUAAAUUAUUUGCAGACAAAAUGAUUCAUGAUAUUGAACGACAGAAAGGGAUAAAAACGUUUAUUUCACAGAAAAAAUAGCGGAAUGCCACAUACGCUUCAAUCGUAAUCGAGUCGUAUUGGAUCGCAGUCGAAUGUGAAUCGUAUGUUGCUUAAGUAAAAUUAGGAGAAUCGGGCCACAGUAGUGGCCGAGCCGCUAAGACAAUGUGCAUGUUCAAUUACACACACUAGUAAGACAUCUAAGUAGAUGUGUGUGUUAAUAGUGUUUAUAAUACUAACAAACUUUAUGUCAUAUGUUUGGAAUGAAGGUUUGUUCUCUAAAAAGGGUAUUUCGUGUGAUAUGAUAUGGUCUGACAGUUAGGUAGAAAUUUAAAAAAUAAUUGGCUUAUAGGUAGACCCACACCCUAAUUAUGUAAUAUCAACAAAAGUAUACAUUUACAAUAUGAAUUUCAAUAUUCGCACAAACACAUUGUAAUAUGUAAUUAGGGUGUUGAUGUAAAUUUUUGAAAAUUGAAACAAUUUAGAAUGAGGCUAUUCAAGGGCAGAGGUACUUAGGCAGUUUCUGACUGAAAAUAACUUACCUUUCAUUGUUUAACAUGUUCUGAAUUGAAAAAGCGAAUAUUUGCUGUAUUUUUGGCACCUUAGGGUGCGUUUUGUUAGACCAAACGAACAUAUAAGGUGGAAUAGAGCAUUAUAUCUUACCAUUUUUCUCCUAUUAAAUUUAUUUUUUAUAAAUUCCUAUGUUUUCCUUGAAAAGAAAUCACUUUUGUGUUGUAUUUCCUAAAUAAAGAUGAUCUGCAAACCGUGCUCUACUUAGCCAGAAGCAAAGCCUAAAUGGUGCCUAAAUUUUGUAACGAAGUAAGAGACAUCGUAGAUGAUAUUGGUGCUUAUUGUAGAAGGAAUAAGAGUGAGUGUUGCUUAGCAGGCGCUCUUGCCAUAGCUACGUAUGGUGGUAUUGAAAGACGGACAGAAUGGAAGCAUUGUGAUCGUGGACUGGUAUUAUUUUAUGUUAAAUAUCAGGAAUUAAAGUAAAUUAACCACAUAGUAUUUCAAUGUUUUAAUAUUGUAUGACAUACACAGCAGAAUUAUUGAUAGUAGUCAUGGAGAACAAAAUGACUAGCAGAGGUGUCAUAAUGUAAAAUUUUCUAAAAAGUAGCGCCCCAAAACGCGGAUGCUCGUGGCAUGGAGAAUGUUACAAGCUCCGCCAUUACACGCCUUCCAUGUAUGGGUUCCAUCCCUUUGUUUCCUUUUGUUUUCAAAAUAAAAUCACCAAUCAAUCACGAACAAUAUUUGACAAUUGGUUAUGAUCUGACAAGGAACCCGAACGUCUCGGUAGUUCUAGUACCUAACAGAUCACGCCUACCUUACAUUCAAAUCAAAUCAAAUCAAAUCAAAUCUCUUUAUUCUCAGGCUGCAUAGGCCCAUAAAUAUAUACCUUAAAGACUAACAUACAUAAUAUAUUAUACACACAUUGUUAGUAUAUAAAAAACUUAAAUCUAUGUUAGUAACACUUCACUACGCACUAUGUCACUCCGUGCGGUUCUGUGGCACUUGUCCGCGGAAGCGACGGAACACCACGCCCUGUGGCCAGAAGUUCUCGUCCAACACGAGGUGCAGGAAACACGUCGGCACUCGCACCACAAACGCCUUGAAGUUGGCGUUAUGGCGCGACUCCAGCAGCUGCACUCUCGCACAAGAAGGCGCUUGACCUACCUUCCUUGUGGCAUCUCCGCUGUUUCCUUCCUCCGUGGUAGAAGUAAACAUGUUUAUCUUUAUAACUGAUGUCUACGAUAUAACAUAGUCUUUUGAAAUCUGUAUGUAUGUCUGUUUAUGAUAUUGUCGUAUUUAGAUUAGGAAUAAGGACAUUUGGAGCAGCCAGUAUUUUAAGCUGUUCCUAUAGAAUAUAAUUGUCUAUUGUUAGAGUUAUUUGACUACUUCUUCUUAACUUGUAUUCCUGAGCGUAUCUCUGUGAAUUUCAUUCCCUGUUUUUUAUUUUUUACAAGCAGUGGAAAGUUUAAGAACUAAAUAUUCGGAUUUAAUGGUAAUGAAGAAAUAACCAAAUAACUAAUAAUUACUACGAAUUAUAUGUCGCUCAUUCAUAUAAAGUAAUUAGUAUUUUGACUUUAUGUCUAUGUGUUACACAAAAGUUCUUGAUAUAUUUGAGUAUUUUUAUUAAGGUUUUCCCACACUGAAGUUAUAGACAGAUGAGAUUUUAAAACUACUUGAAUACUCGAGAAAUAAUCUAAACUAAGUUUUCCAAGAUCUAAGCUUUUAUCGUUUUUACGGUCGAUUUAAGUAUACGUCAUUUUGUCUAUUUAUGAUAAGGAUAGUCUGGUAGCGGCACAAUCAAAAUUUCCUACGCUACCGCCACUCUAUAAGAGUAAAUUCUAUUUAAUUUCAGUGUGAGAGUAGCUUUAUUAUCAAAAUCUUCUACAAGUAUUUUCUAUAACCCCAUUGGUCUAAUACUGAUCUAUUUGUAUUACUGGUUAUAUUAUAGGGAACGAAUCCCCUUUAUUUUCUAUGUAACUUACUUCACUGAAUAAAUGUGUGGAAAAUAA
Messenger RNA from Helicoverpa armigera (cotton bollworm), 6353 nucleotides. It is a transcript of the gene Smyd4-4, whose product is annotated as SET and MYND domain-containing protein 4. Gene Ontology annotation, molecular function: histone deacetylase binding. The transcript has 3 exons. Bases 1 to 2013 code for a protein of 670 amino acids. The record is from RefSeq and is a predicted model, not a curated record. Gene Ontology annotation, cellular component: nucleus; cytoplasm. Lineage: Eukaryota; Metazoa; Arthropoda; Insecta; Lepidoptera; Noctuidae.